AUGCCAACCAAUCCUCCUCCCACCUCUUCAUUACAUUCCAUUGGAGAAGAAAAGCAACAUCACCCAGAAGAACAAUCACAACUGCUACUACUUCAAAGAAAUCCUUCUCCUCAUUCCGUAUCGACCCUCAAUGCAUUCGACUCAUGGCCAAACACAAUUCUCACCACCUCUUCAUCAUCAUCAACAACAACCAAUCAUCAUGAAAAUAAUUCUCAAAGUUCAUCUCUUCAAUCUUCAUUUUCAAAUUCUUCCUUCUCGUCGUCGUCUUCGUCGUCUACGAAAAGUGUUUUAUCAAAAGACAAGGACGACAAGAACGACGUGAAGGAUGUGGAUCAUUCAAUGACACAACAACACACGUGCAUUCGAACGUCAAAAUUUGGAUACCUUCCUCAAGGAGUUUCAUCAUUGAAUUCUUCUUCUCGAAAUCGAGGAGGACAUUUGACACAAGGACAUCAACGCUGUGCCAGUGAAGAUGUUUCUUCCUCUCACCACAUGAUGAUGUAUCACCAACAUUCAAAUCAUCAUGAUGUUGAACACACAACAUCGACUGCUAUAUAUUCUUCUAACGGUGGUGACGAUGAAUCAACAAGCCUUGUGACCACCACAACAACGACGACAAGUGACACCAAAUCGAAAUACAACAACAACCUCGUCCACGGAAUCUCUUCAAACAUGGACCACAACGACCAUCCAAAAACAACGUCAUUGAACGCCGACACUAGUCAAAAAAACACAUCUUCUUGUAUGAACCAUUCACGAACAAGUUUGGCAACAACUACGAAUAGUACUUCAACUACAACAACAACGGAGAGUGACAAUCAUCCUUCUCCGACACAGUCACCUCCAUCGAUGAUGGAGUCAGUCGUUGAUGAUGACUCUUCCAACGACCCUCCCUCAUCAAAGAAUACCUCCAUCUCGAAUACGACGACUUCUACGAAGACGACGAAUACGAUGACGAAAACGACGACAUCGUCACCAUCAACCACACAAGAACUAGGCAAGUCGAGGGCAUUUUCAUGGACCACAAAGAAGGGACAAUCGGAGGAGAGUCGAUUAAAGUUUUUAAAAGAUACUCACGUGGAAGAACGAAAGAAAAUGAAUGCAACAACGACGAGUUAUAUGAAGAAGACUAUAAAUUCGAAUUAUCAUCAUCAGGAUCGAACACCGAAUACUCAUACGAGUAGUGGUUUUCAUGAACAUCAUUCGUCACAACAAAAUCAGGAUUUUCAACGACGAUUGAGUGAAUGUCUUCCUUCAAUUUUCACAGAUUGGAAACGAGUGAUUGAUUUUCAAUCGACAUGCAUGUUGGUGUUAAUUAUUUUAGAUUAUACAUUUAUGAUUGUUGAAACUUGUGUGAAAAAAGGAUGGUUGAAUGGAGCAAUUUUAACAACAUUGUGUGUGAUUGGAUUUAUGAGUGUGAAAUGGUCAUUUCUAAGAGAUUUACCUCAUUAUGUGAAUGUGAAUGACAGUUCGGUGUGGAAAAGUAUUGGAUCGCUGCAAGAUUUACCAAAUAGUAGAAUGAACAUUUCUGAAAAGAAAAAAGAUGAAUCUUGGGUGACAUGGUUGUCUUCCUACAUGCCCAAUCGAUUCAGCAGCACACAAUUAGUUUUUCUCAAUUUAGUGCUUUUCAGUUCUAAAUUCUUGUUGGCUGAAUCUAAGAGUGUAGUGACGCCAAUGAGUUUAUUCUCAAUCGCUUCCAUUGCAGGUUGUAAAUAUCGAGAUUCAUUUAUUAGAAAUCGAAAGGAUUUUGAAUUACAGCAACAUCCAUCCUUGAAAAAUGAUGAGGAUCAAACGAAUGAAUUAUCCAAAGAGACUUCGGCAGAUCUCGAAGCAGUAUUGUGGUCACAAGUGCCAUUCUAUUAUAUUGCUCUUCAUUAUGUGUGUUACAUGGCGUACAAAACAUUUCAAUUUUUCUCAAGCAUUGAGAAACCUCUCACGACAGGAGAAAUUUUUAGAGAAUUGCUAACUUUUGUGAUUGAUUACUUUCCUUCUGUUUCGAUGGUAUUGAUUUUUGGUGGAUUUGUCGUAUUCGCAAGUGUCUACAUUUCCAUCGAAUAUAAGAAAUUGACCGACAUUGCAAAAAAAUUGAGUCAAGCAUUGGAAGUUAAGAAUACUUUUUUGUCACACGUGAGUCACGAGUUGAGAACUCCAUUAUUAUCUUCAUUGGGAAGCAUUGAACUCUUGAAAGAAACAAAUCUGAAUAAUGAACAAGCUGGACAUUUGGAAGUCAUUCAGGCAUCGAAUAGCGUCUUACUUACUCUCAUUGAAGAUAUUUUCUUAUUUAUUGAUUUGGAUCGAGCUCCAAAGAAUAUGACUCCCAUGAAUACUAGGAAAGCAUACGAUGACAAUCCAUCGAUUGAACACAAUUCUGGCACUGAAUUGACAAGAUUUCAAGAACAUAGUUCUGCAUUUAGUAUUUCCAAAUCUAUUCACACCAUUUUGGAUAUUCUCCAAAAUUACUCGAGCAAGUUUCAAAUCAAAAUUGAAUGUUACAUUGACGACAGCGUCAAAUCAUUGAUCGUGUUUGCCAAUCAAACUCGACUUCAACAAUGCAUGUUAAAUAUUUUAACCAAUGCUGUGAAAGCUUCAAAACCCAAUGGUGUGGUCGAAUUGUAUUGUUCCAAAGUCGAACCUCAACCUCAACUCUCUGAAAAGCAUCUCUCCAGUAUGAAUCGAGACAUGAAAAAUGUGGAAUGGUUUGAAAUUUCAAUUGUGGAUCAUGGUAUUGGAAUUCCAAAAGACAAACAAAAGGCCAUUUUUGAACCAUUUCAACAAUUACAUAAUUUAAAUGAAGCCAUUUGUCCUGGAACAGGUCUAGGUCUUUGUACAGCGAAGAGAAUUGUGGAUCAAAUGGGAGGAUGGAUUGAUUUGCAAUCAGAGCCAAACAUUGGAUCAACAUUUACUCUCUAUUUACCUUUUCAAGUGGAAUCGAUUCAUGUGACUACCAAUGAGGAGAAGGAACAAGACGCAAUGACGAUGAAUAUUCAGUCAGGAUUCAGUUCAGGACAGACUAGUGGCAAUGAAUCAACAACAAGUGAACUUGAUCGAUCAAGUUCCACAAAUUUACCUUUUUCACAACAACAAGUGAGUAGUAGUGGCGGUGGAGAUGUUUCGGAUAGCUCAGAAUCUUCUUCCAAGAAUAAUAACAUACCUUCCACUCUCAAACUCUCUGAAAUUAACUCACCUCUGCACAAUGCCAUUCAAAGACAAUUACAAAUUCAAGAAAAUUAUUUGGAACAAUUCGAAAAGACACAACAAAUAUUUAAUGAAUCGCCACGUCCCAAAAGUUCCAAUAGCAAAAUCAUUGUGGCAGAAGAUAAUUCUAUUAAUCGACAAGUACUUUUGAAAUUGUUAUCCAAUCUAGGAUUUGGACAGGCAGAUGCAGUGUGUGACGGACAAGAAUUGAUUGAAGCUUUUGAUGUGAACAAACAUAAACUCAUUCUCACUGACAUGCACAUGCCUAAAAAGAAUGGUUUGGAAGCUUCACAAAUAAUUCGACAAAAGUAUCAAGAUCAGGUGAAGAUUAUCAUGCUCACCGCCGAUGCCUUGACCGAUUUCUCAACGGAGCAAUAUAUGAGAACUGUGGAUGCAGUGUUGUGUAAACCUUGCACGAAACAGAAAUUGAAAGAAACUAUAGAAACUUUUUUGAAAUAA
Naegleria fowleri is the source of this 3654-nucleotide messenger RNA. RefSeq lists its product as uncharacterized. Gene Ontology annotation, molecular function: phosphorelay sensor kinase activity; histidine phosphotransfer kinase activity. The coding region runs from base 1 to 3654 and encodes 1217 amino acids. Lineage: Eukaryota; Heterolobosea; Eutetramitea; Acrasida; Naegleriidae. The record is from RefSeq and is a predicted model, not a curated record. The transcript has a single exon. Gene Ontology annotation, biological process: phosphorelay signal transduction system; protein autophosphorylation.